Molecule: messenger RNA, 1558 nt
Organism: Anopheles coustani
Lineage: Eukaryota; Metazoa; Arthropoda; Insecta; Diptera; Culicidae
Exons: 2
Coding region: 152-901 (249 amino acids)
Source: RefSeq, a predicted model, not a curated record
UUUCCUCUUUACGUUUUAAUGUCGUCAUUUAGUUUUGCGUUUGUGUUUUGAUUUUCAAUAUCGGAAAUAUUAGUCGAAAUAAGUUCAAGGCCUUGACUAUCCAGAGCUUCCCAAUUUGCCAGCUAGACGGUUUCGUUGACCCAAUUUCAUCAUGCUGGACAAUAGUGAGGCAUCCGAAGAGUUGAACGGCAUCAUCAACCAGAUGGGCGGCUACACGAUGAAUGCUGCGGAUUUCGUCAGUUCGUAUGAAAACAUGCGCCGAACGACCCGGGUAGGUGGUAGAGGUCGCGGUAUCAUACGCCAGAAUGCCCAGGAUGGGAUGGCAGAAAUUCGUCUCGCCGCUCAACUGAACCGCCUGCAGCCGCACGCCUUCCCGAUCGGCCACCUAGCAACGACGGAUGAGAUACUUGCGCGCAAUGACCCAUCUGAAAUCACAGCCGGUAUUCGAGCGAUGGGAAUCAGCGGUGCAGAUGGUGCACUGAGCAGUGCCACUACACGGCGUACGAUUUUGGACGGCGACGAUAUACAUAUCGAUGGUAACGUGCCCGUCAUUCUUAACGGAGAUCUGUUUCAUCAUCAGCGAAACUCGCCGGACGAAAGUAAUUUGCCUAAACCGGUGGAGCCCUACGAUCCGAAUCUCCCACUAGCUUUACAGUUUUCUACCAUCACCGAGCUUCAUAGGUGCCCGCAAGCUCCCGUGCGGAAAAAGGAACCAAAACCUCAACCGGCACCAUCCUCCAGUCGGAGCAAAACCAAAAAAAUCAAAUAUAGAAGGCUACGAGACGUCGAGCUGAAGGAGCAACCCAAACCGCGAGGACGAUACGAUAGGGAUCUUCCCAUUGGCCCUGGAAUAGCCAACAGUCGCUCUGUUUUCGGGGAAGAUGGUAUCAAAUUUCUCUAACAACCGAUCAAUUCAAACUUGCAAACGGGUGAUAUUUUUAAAACAUUCAAAAUCAAAAGAUUAUCGUGCACACUCUUUCAUUAGUUCUAAUCAAGCGAAAACCAUUUCGGUUACCAUUUUUCCUCUACUUUACUUAAGUUUCGAAGGUUCAUAGAGGUUAAGUCGUUAAGGCCAUUCUGCCUGGCUACACUUCUUUACAGGGGAGGUUUCAGCCUCUGCUAGGAAUCGUACCCUUGCAACCGAACAAAGUGUCUAGGGGUUAAACUGGCAAUUGGUUUGAAAAUUAUCUAUGUUUUAGGACAGAAUACCUAAUACCGAAUUUAUUGUCUAACUUGGAUGAAGGCUUCAAGGAAAAACAGUUUAUACAUUUGAUACAAACAGAAACAAAUGAAAACGUCGGUAUUUACAACAAACCUUACCGUACAAGAAAACUGUUCUUAUGCGGAUUGACGAUGUUUAGUAAGAUAAAUGUAAGCCGCGACCAAAGACAAUAUGAGAGAAUAAACCUUUUCGUGUUGAUGCAAUAUAAUGGAAGAGAAGGAAGUAAAAAGUUGUUGAAAUAAUAUACUUACAUAUUUUUUAAUAUACAUUAAUAGUGUUCUGGUGUAGCCUUGUUGCGUUUAUUUUAGUUUAAUGCAUGCGCAAGGCCAAAAAAAU